Bufo gargarizans (Asiatic toad) is the source of this 2570-nucleotide messenger RNA. Its product is annotated as formin-like protein 21b. The transcript is spliced from 17 exons. The coding region runs from base 82 to 2292 and encodes 736 amino acids. The record is from RefSeq and is a predicted model, not a curated record. Lineage: Eukaryota; Metazoa; Chordata; Amphibia; Anura; Bufonidae.
GUGAGACAGAGAACCUCAUUGUGGCUGUUCCUCCUAACAUCCAUCUCCACCUCUCCAGGAUACUAGGAUAACGGCCGGGUCAUGGCUGAAAACAGGAGGCCUCUACCCACCCAGCUUAGCCAAAUGGAAAUCUUGGAAAUACUUCACAGGGUGAAGAGGAAUGAAAUCACCAUAGAAGAUGCAAUUCUUUUAUCAGAAGAAGGUGGAAAGGAGACGGCAAUUCUUCCUCCCAACCAACAGUACAACUUCAAUGUCUACAAAUUCCGGUAUCGGUGGCAAAAACGCAUUUUACAGAUUGAUUUCUUUACACAGAUGAUUUUCAACAUAGAGAAGGGAACACUGAAGAAACAAUUCCCGUUUGAACAAGUAAAGUCUUGUGAGGAUAAUGAUGGCCUGAGGUUUGUCAUCUCCUUUCAUGGACAUCAAAACUAUGAGCUAGAGGCAGCUUGUAUGGAGGAUAAGCAGAGUAUUCUGAAGAUUUUAAAUGAAAUUCUGCAGAUGCAAAAGAACAGUCAGACUUCUCCUCUGAAAAGAUUUGUAAAAAAAAACGCAUUUUCUGAUGUGAUCUUGGAAGGGCUCCUAGAACGCCUGGACAAUCUGUCCAACAAAUGGGUGAAAUACCUGGUGAAGGUGAAGAGAGAUGAACUCAUGUUUUACUGUUCCCAGAAACUGGUGCCAGAAAAAAUUUGUGUCAAUCUGUCAGAUUGUACAGUGAGCGCUGGAAUGUAUAAUUCCAUGCCUACAUUCUCUGUCCACUGCACUCAAAAGACAUAUACAUUCCGGAUACCAUUAAAUGAGCAAAAUAAGAGCUUGGAGAAAACCACAUCAAUGAGGGAUGACUGGGUAUCAAUCCUGCAGGAUCUCUGCCUGCAAAAAAAUGAUCAACUCCCUCUACCUGCUGUCUAUGAGGACUUGGAGAUGGAUAAGGAGGAGGUGAACUACAAUCAACAUAACCCUAAUACUCAGUGUCUCAAGAUGGAGGACCCUCUCCAGAUUUAUGAGGAGGUUCCAUUACAACCUUUAGUUCUAGAGAACCAGACAAGUACAGAGGCAGCGGCUACAGAGAAGAGACCCUGCUUCCCAGCUUCUCCUCAGGUCACUGCUCUUUGUCCCAUCUUACCUCCUUCAUUACCAGUCCAAAUCCGAAUAGUGACCCCCAGCCCUACACAGACCAAAACCAAAGCAUUCCACUGGAACAUUGUACCACAGGAAAAGAUUAACAAGUCCAUGUGGGGACAGAACUCAAAAACUCAAGAACUUCAAAAGAAGAUUGAUGCUCAGAGAAUUCUACAUCAGUUUCAAACCAGUCACUCCUCUUUUGCUGUAGAAUCGGACAUCACAAAGCAUUCAAAUAUCCUGUUAAACCAGAAGAUUGCACAUAACUUUAAUAUAAUCUUAAAACGUUUUCACAUGGAGCCAGAGCAGUUGAAUGAGAAGUUAUUGAUCAUACGGGAGUGUAAUGGAGGUUUAUCUGAUGAACAUCUGACCAACCUCAGAAGAUAUGUUCCUACUGCAAAGGAUCGAAGCAUGUACUUAGGUUAUAAAGGUUCCCCAGCAGAGCUGCACAUUGUGGAUCAGUUUAUGCUGCAGAUGUGCAAGAUCCCAGAUCUGUGCCCCCGACUUGAUGUUUUACUAGCAAUAAGAGAGCUGCCAUUGUAUAUGAAAGAUAUACAGCCGCUCAUAUCACAGAAGAUCAAAUCUUGUAAGCAGCUGCUCCACAGCCAGGCCUUCCCAGCAGUACUUGCAUACAUCCUGGCCAUGGGCAACUGUCUCAAUGAAAGGACAGGCAAAGGGAAAGCCAAGGGGUUCCAGCUGUCCACCCUGACAAAAAUGUCCCAGCUGGUGAGUAAGGAGAAGAGCUUCACCUUCCUACAUGCCCUUGUGGAGCAGAUCUUAUUACAAGAGCCUGAUUUGGCAAAAUUUUCUCAGCAGUUGACAGAAUUUGAAGCCAUUCCUGGUGCUUCCGUCAAGGGUUUGAGCGCUGAAGUGGAAGUUUUAUCCAAGCAGUUAGAAACCAUUGACCAAUACCGGAAAUCUUUCAAGAGUAAACACUCCAAACCAUCAGCAAGUGAAGAGAAGUUUUUGAAGGAGCUAAAGGAAAUACUAGAACACUAUGGCACGCAGAAUGCUGAGCUCACCAAGAAAGCCACCGAAAUGAAGAAGCUGUACUCUGAGGUUUUGCAGAAGUUUGGAGAAGCAGAAGACCAAGAUUCGCAGGAGCUGUUUGGGUGGAUUUCAUCAUUCAUAAAAGAGUUCAAGAAUGCAUAUAUGGAUCUAAGACCUUCUCACUGACAACCCUCCUGUAUGUAACCUGUGACCUGUAAUGGCGUAUCUGUCAGGACUGGAGGUGACUUGAACCCUAUCCACUGCAGGUUUUAUCUUCUUAGCUUAAGUUGAGCCAUAUUAUGGCCCCGGGAAACCAGCCUAUUACUAAGCAAAGGGAACCAAUUAUAACUCCAGUAAUUCCAAGUGGAAUAAGGGAAUGGCAGUGAUGAACGGUUCUGGCCCAGGACAGUAAUCAUCACUUAUCAGUUGUUGCUCAGUCAAACUUUUAAAUAUAAUAACAUAUA